This is a messenger RNA of Marmota monax (woodchuck), 4985 nucleotides long. RefSeq names its product proline rich 18 (gene Prr18). The coding region runs from base 1507 to 2412 and encodes 301 amino acids. Lineage: Eukaryota; Metazoa; Chordata; Mammalia; Rodentia; Sciuridae. The transcript has 2 exons. The record is from RefSeq and is a predicted model, not a curated record.
CUUGCCCCCUAGUCCUCUCCUGGCACAAAACUGUCAGUCUGCAGCCACCUAGAAAAUAAUCUUAAAACCUAAACUAUGAUCAUGUUAGUACUUGGGCACAGGGGCAGAGGCUGGCUGCUCUGAGUGGCAUGGGAGUGCCCCUGUGAGCUGGAGGCCUGUCUUGGAGCUGUCUUUGCAGUCCGUGGACUGCAUGUGGUUGUGAGGUUGUUUGGAAGUGCUGUGUGAAAGUUGUGGGGCCUAAACUACCACCAGGCUCUGGUGAGAAAUGUUUCUUCCACCUAUCAAGUUUCCUUAUCUGCCCUGUGUCCACAGCCAUCCAGUUCCCCAGUGCAGCCAUGGGGGUGGUGGGGGGUGCCACCCUGGUAUGACUGUUGGGCAUAUUGAGUUUACCCAUGUUCACAUAUGCUCUGAGCUAAUGUAGGUCUAUAACCAUCACACAACCUGGUUAUGGACCCAGGUUUGCCCAGGAAAGCAGGUCUGAUGGAAAAGUAUUUUUGGGAUAUGUGAACAAUUGAGGUUAAGUACUGCAGGGGCUGCACCUAUGUUUGAAACUUGGAUGCGGUGUUUUGUAACUGUAGAAUUGUUAGUUUAUUCAGCGCGCACUUGAAUAUUGUAGGAAUGUUACAUCUCCACAACCAGAAUUUAAGUUGAUGGUAAAGAUUUGUCUUACUCAUACUGAUUAGCUGUAGGGAUAAAAUACUGUCUUGCUUGCAAUAAUCACUCAUUAAAACAACUUGAUGUCUGAUAUUUCCUAUGUCAUUAUAUGACUGAAACUGAACUGUUCUGCCUGUUUGUAGAUACCAAGUUACGCUUUUAAUUCUAAAACUUUAAGGAGUGGCAUUACAGUUAGUGAAACCAAAGUGACUUACAGGCCAGGGGCGGGGCCCAGUGGCCAGGAUGCCAAGACCCCGGGUUCUGUCCCCAGCACCGCAAAACAAAAACAAAAACGAGAGUGACUGGCUGGAACCGUCCCUGCCGCCCCGCCCCUGUUCCAGCCAGCCCUCUUUGUGAUGCCGGAAUGUGGCACUGCCAGAUUGACCCGCGAUUUCUUUCCCACCAUCUUAAAAAGGUUUUCUCUCCCACGUACGCGGGCUCCACCGACGACCUAGGAGCCAUCCGCCUCCCCGGGCGCCUGCUUCCCGCUGCUGAGGACUGAGCGCGACCUCGGACCCGGGAGGGCCGCCGAGAGACGCGGGGCGCGGCCGGGCACUUUGUCUCCGGCGCUCAACAGUCGGCGGGGACUCCAGCCCGGCGCCGCGCGGGGCUCGGCGGCCCGCGUCCUCGGCCGGUGCUCCGGCCCCUCCUCCCGCCGCCCGGCCGCCCGGCCCGGCGCCUCUCGGUGGCGUGGACCGGGCGGCGCCCGCAGCGUCCAGCCCCGGAACGCUGGGUUGGGGGAGCCCCGGCCGCAGGAGGGAAGGGGUGGGAGGCGCCUUCGCUCGAAGUCCCGGGGCUUGGGCGCGGGGAUGUGAGGAAGCCGGCGAUGCUGCGGCUGGACGCAGGGCACCGAUGAUCCGCCCGCUCGGCGGCACCAUGCCUUUCCCGCCGGUGCCGCCGCCCCCCGCCCCGGCCCCGCGGGUCCCCGCCGCGCGCCCGCUGCCCGGGAGGCCCUGCGCGCCGCCCUCGUCCUCGCCGCCCGCCGCCGCCGCCGCCGCAGCAGCAGGGGAGAAGAAGAGGAGGCCCCCCGAGAGGCCGGAGGUGCUCCUCUCCAGCUCCUGGCCCUCCGCCACCCUGAAGAGGCCUCCCGCCCGGCGCGGCCCCUGUCCCGGCAGGACGCAGCCGCCGACCCCUGCGCGCGCCCCUCUCCAGGCCUCGCCCGGCCGCGCGGGGACGCCGGCCACCGGCGCCACGCCCCGGCUCGUCGGCUCCGGCACCGGCCCGGCGGGGGCCACCUUCACGGGGGCGGUGGCCGGGCCCGACGACGGCAUGCGCUUUUCCUUGAGCCUCACCCCCGAGGCCAUCCUGGUCAUCCAGAGGCGCCACCUGGAGAAGCAGCUGUUGGCUCGGCCCCGCAGACCCUUCCCCUCGCCCUCGGCCGACCCCAGACGCCCCCUCGCCCCGGGCCCCCGGGCCAGGGCCACCGGCCUGCGGAGGGGCGGCGCCACCAGCGGUCCCGACGCGCCCCCAGCCGCGGGCCCUGGGCGCCGCACGCCGCCCCGCGCCCCGCUGCUGCCUGGCGGUCUACAGACCCCGGUGCCCGGCCCUCGACCCGCGGACCUGCGCCCGGUGCUCAAGGUAUCGCUGCUCAACGAGCGGCACAAGUAUGACGAUGUGGAGUACGAGGAGGAGACCGAGGUGGUGGAUGAGGGUCUGGUACGCAAAUGCACCGAGUGGCUGCGUGGCGUGGAGUCUGCGGCUGCUGCGCGGGACCGCACAGGGCGCCUGGACACGCUGCCGCACCUGAGCACGCUGUGAGCCAGCUGAGCCUGGUGCCGCAGGAUGGCCUACACGCCCACCUCCUCCUCCUGAACUCAGGGCUCCACCUGGGAACGCGGACCAGGUAGGCCUGCGGGGACUGGACGGCCUCCUGAGGCCGACCUCCAGCACACCUGCCCCAAGUGGACGCACUGGGGGGAAAAGCACGCCUCAUGUGACAUCCACCGUCCACCUCGUGGGCACCUGUAUGCCAAGUAGGCACUCGUGGGACAAACAGACAGCCCUGUCCAGCUCCCACAGCCCACCUCCUGCCCACUCCACUCACCAGCCAGACGAGUGUUCUCUCCUGCACAAUGUGGCCUCUAUCUCAGAAGUCCACCCUCUGUACCUCUGGGCCUCCUCCUGGCUUCUCAGCUGUCCUUGCAGUUCAUGGGGGAGUAGGCAGCUGUGAAGAUGUCCCAGCUCCCACCAGGAUUCCUUCAGGUCCCAGAGCCCCACUGCCCCGUGCUCUGCCUCCCUCACCCCACCCCCGCAUACCCCUCCUCUUUCUGUAGGUGACCACACUGUGAGGGUGGGUGGCCACAGAGGGUGCCUGCCAUUGUGAAAGUGGGACAUGGUGCUACGUUUAUGAUUUUGCUCUCUUCCAACGUUGGGAGCUGGAAAGCUGGGGAACAGUGCUCCAGUUUCCAGCCUCAGGAGUCCUGUCAAUGAGCUGUCUGGGGAAGCACUGCCCCAUUGUCCCUGCACAGGUGGAUUGUCACAGAUUUGUGCUCUGCAGGCCGGGUGUGCAUCACACUGGCCCCCACACAGGCACACACACAUUCAUGUACACAAUCACACAGUCACACGCAUGCAGACUCAUGCAAAAACCAGCACUUAUGCACACUCCCAUAUACAUAGUCACACACAGGCACAGGCACUCUCGCAGGCAUGCUCAUCAGUACAUGCACAAAUCACACACUUAUGCACACUCCCACAGACACACAUGCACAGUUGCACACAUGCACACACAUAUAUACAAUCUCACACCCAUGCGAGUCACAUUUUCACAGUCACACAUACGUGUGUGCUCAUGCACACAUAUUCAAAUCAUUCCCACCCAAGCACACUGCCACAUACACACACUUAGUCAUGCACGCCUGUUCCCUGAAGCAGUUUGGGGAAUUAUUUAAUAGCUGGAUUGAGGCGGGAGCAGGAGUAAGACUGGGCUUUUGUUAAAAAUGUGGUCUUUGUUUGAAGGCUUACAAAAUGUCUCCUGUGCCAGGGAAGGAAAGAGCCACCGGGCCAAGAGUGGUGGCACCAGGAGGCAGGGAGGAUCAGUUGAUUUGGAGGGAAGCAGGAAGUCCCUGGGGGUAAGGGGGAGGUGUGUACAUGUUUUGGUGUUUUUUAUCACUGUGAGUAAAUCAGUGACAUGGUGGCUUUGUACCGAUGUAACGAGUGAGUUUUAAAAUUGUAUUUAUUAUUUGAAUUAAGGGUGAGACACCUGUCUCAGUAGCCCCGCCCUUCCCCACUAACUGGAUGCCGAAUGCAGGACAUUUCUUCCAUGCAUCUGAGUGCAUUGAACUCUAAGGACAAGAAGGAAACAAGGAGACAUGAUCAGAUAAGUUGGCUGUAGAAGAGUAAUGCACUACCUCAAUUUUUUACUUAUUUUGUAAUACUCAAUAACAAGUUUAGUGUUGUUAGAUUUUAAUGUGUCAAGUCUAAAUUAUAUUUUAAAUUGAAGCCUUACAUUUUUAGAAACUAAUUUUAUAUUUUUCUUGUGGUGAUCUUUGCUCUAAUAUUUAUCUUAGUCUCUCUCUCUCUCUCUCUCUCUCAAGUUCUAGGCACAAAUUCCAUCAGACAUGAGACAUUGACUUCAGUGGGAGCUAGAUCAGCCACCAGAUGAGUUACACAAACAAAACCCCACCCACUGAGCAAUUCCUCUUUUCUGACCCCUGUCCAAAAGCAGAGAAAUAGAUUUUAUUCUACCUAAAAUGAACAUACUAAUACUAAGAAAAGAGAAAAAUUAGCAAUACUGGCCAAAGUAAAUUGGAGACACCCAUGUGCCAUAAAUGUCUUUGUCCUCCAGGAACUUGGGUGAAGGUCAGCUCAGGAGGGCUUGCUGAGUGGGGGGAAGUGGGGCAGGUGGAGUCGGUGAUGCCUGAGCUCAAGUGGCCCACCAGGUUGGCGGCACCAGUAGUUAACAUACCCUGUUUGCUGCGCUUGCUCAUGGGAACAUCUGUGUUCUGAAGACUUUUCUGGUGGCCUCCUAAGGGGACCAGCCUACAAGGCGUCUUUCUGCCUCAAUGUCCCCACACCCACCUGAAAGACGCUGUCACUCUCUUUGUUUUAUUUUCUCUCCCCUCUUUCUUCCUCCAGGCCCCCAGCCCUGUCUUUCUUAACUGGCCACAUUUUAGCACAUCUCUCCAAUCUGCAUUUGUGCCCUAGGGUUUGUGCGCCUUGCCUUCAAUCUAAGGGCAGAUGAGGGGGAUGUUUGUCGCCCUGGUUGACCAGAGGUGUGUACAUGAUGUGUAAGGUCUGUUUGUUGCUGUUCCUGACGUGUUCCUGGUUGAGAACAUUUGCUAAGUCACUGUGCUACAAUUUCUUACUGUUUAAAUAAAAAAGAAACUCAA